Molecule: messenger RNA, 844 nt
Organism: Schizophyllum commune H4-8
Lineage: Eukaryota; Fungi; Basidiomycota; Agaricomycetes; Agaricales; Schizophyllaceae
Exons: 1
Coding region: 194-589 (131 amino acids)
Source: RefSeq, a predicted model, not a curated record
GCGCCUACUACCACCGCGCCUGCACCGGCAUCUACGACUAUCGCACCGGCGACAACCACCGCCACUGCACCGACGACGACCGCAAAUAUCCAGCGCGGUGAGCCCGACGUGCCCACUUCUCCACGGACGCACCGCGCGUCGGUGUAAAGGGUAGACGCCGAUCUAUGCUUUCCGUUCUAUGCUCUCAUCGCCUAUGCGGUCCUUCUCUCGAUAUGCUACAUCAUCUCCUCUCCGACCUCACCCCUCCGCCUCCUCGUCGACGAUCCAUGGUCACCGUGGUGAUGGUGUGAAGGUAGCAGUCGGUUGGAUCGCCGCCAACAGCUUGAGGGCCUACACCAACAAAACAAACCACCGCUGCCACCCCUACCCGCGCUCGAUGCUGCGCUUGACGCUCAGGCUGGACGCCCCGCUCGAGCUGAGCUCGAUGCUGCGCUCGGGCUUGACGCUACUUAUGUGUCUCUGUUCUUGUUUGAUAGUCUUUUACAGAACUUACACACUCCGUGUUCACGUCUCUUUACACGGCCGCGCCACAUCCUUCGUUGUUCUGCAUCCUAAUUACACUCUUAUGCGUUCACUUACACUCUUAUGAGCUCACUGACUUCCACGAACUCACCUACACUCAUGCGCCCACUUACACUCCCGAGCUGACUUACACUCCCGAGCUCGCGCUCGAAGCUCAGCCAUAACCUCUCAUCUACUUACACAUCUCGCCUCGGACUCGCUCACGUAUAUAUCCGCACGACUGCCUAGAUACCUCUCCUCUCUGUUCUCGGGGUCUUGAAGACGCUGUACUUGUAGCUGUGUAUUUCUCGUCUGCAAUGAAUGAUGAUGAACAUGAUGGGCG